Tetranychus urticae (two-spotted spider mite) is the source of this 1069-nucleotide messenger RNA. RefSeq lists its product as uncharacterized. Lineage: Eukaryota; Metazoa; Arthropoda; Arachnida; Trombidiformes; Tetranychidae. The record is from RefSeq and is a predicted model, not a curated record.
CUUUUAUCUUUCAUUUUAUUCUUUUGUUAAUUUUUGAAAACGUUGUUUCCUGAUUAAACGAGUUAAUCAUUAUUGUCUAAUUAUUUCAUUAAUUUCUUUUAUUUUUGUUCCUUAUAAUUUUUUUCAAUAAUGGCAAAAGCCAAGAAUUCAAAAGUUAUUUCAAAUGGUGAUGCUAAAAAUGCAGCAAUGGAAACUGACGAGGUGGUAGCCAAGCCAGUGGUUGAAGAAAAACCGCGUGGACGAGGUAAGAAAGCCAAAGUUGCUGAAGCCGAGCCUAAAGCUAAAAACGGUGAAAAAGAAGUUGAAGAUGAACCAGAACCAGUGCCUGAGCCAGAAGCUGUAGCUGAGCCAGAAUCUGUUCCUGAGUCAAAACAAGAAAAGCCUCGUGGCCGUGGCAAGAAAGCCAAGGCUCCUGAAGCUGAACCAAAGCCUAAAAGCGAUGACAAAGAAGUUGCGGAAGAGCCUGAACCCGAACCUGAGUCAGAAUCCGUACCUGAACCAGAAUCCGUGCCUGAGACAAAACAAGAAAAACCUCGUGGGCGCGGCAAGAAAGUAAAAGCUACUGAAGCUGAACCAAAAUCUAAGAACGAAGAGAAAGAUGUUGAGGAUGAGUCAGAACCCGUUCCUGAGCCAGUGGUCGAAGAUAAACCUCGUGGGCGCGGCAAGAAAGCCAAAGCUUCUGAACCUAAGCCCAAAGCCAAAGAGGAAGUGAUUGAAGACGAGGCCGAGGCUGAGGCUGAGGCUGAGGCCGAAACAAUUCCUGAGAAGAAAGCUAAGAAAGGUCAAGUAGCAGUUAAAAGAUCUCAACGUAAUCUCAAAAAACCUGUUGUUGAAGAAACUGUUGAAGAAAAACCGCGUGGACGAGGUAAGAAAGCCAAAGUUGCUGAAUCUGAACCAAAAUCUAAGAACGAAGAUGAAGAAAUGGAAGAAGAGCCAGAGCCCGUUCCUGAGCCAGAAGUAGAGAAACCUCGUGGUCGCGGCAAGAAAGUCAAAGCUUAAUUGUCAAGAUGUUUCAUCAUAUGCAAAACCCUCUUCAUCAAUAAAAAUAAUAUUCAAUUUAUUAUAAAAA